AUGACGCGCAAAGCUCCGACGUACGGCGACAUUGCUGAUGCCGUCUUGCCCUCCGUCGUGUUCACCGUCGAUACUCUGAACAAACUAGCCCAGGAUGUCGACACAUACGUGCGACUAGCACCCAGCGAUCGCCCCGCUUUCUUUCGCGAGCAAAUGGGGAGCAUCUGGCCUGAAUCCUUGGAUUGGUCGCAUCGCCCGCAAACACCAGAAUUCAAAAAUCAGUGGUCGGCGUUGAGGCGAUACUACAAGGAGCAGGGCCGCAUCCGGGGUCCGCCAGCUUUGCCCGAGAAGCUGAGCACGCGCAAAUGGACCGGCCUGCGCGUUUGCGGCAUAGUCUAUCGCGAUUCCAUAGACGAGAUGGUUUUCUUGGGCACCGGGAUGCGCCCUGGUGAUCCUCGCGGGUAUAUCGGUCACCGGAUUAAGUGCCGUACUGUUUUCUAUUGGAAAUUACCGUCCGGUGAGAGGCUCCAGUUGACGGAGAUGGCCAACGAAUGGCAAUCCGGGGCAGCUCCCGCAGAGCAGAAGAUGGAAGCCUACUAUCGGCGGUUUCAAACGUGGAUCCGGAACGUCCACAUAACAGCCCUACGCGAAUUUGGACAGCAUCUGGUCACCAUGGCGAUACCAGAGCCCGGAUUGACGAAUCCGCCUCGUCUCCACGAGUUCAUGCACGAGUUGAGGAUUCUUGAGAAGCCGUUGGUGAAGACGAUACCCAUAGGCGACACCCUCGCGGACAUCUAUCGGGAGGUCAACCACGCAGCUGGGCGUAUUGAAGGCGCAGCCUUACCGACGAUUCUCAACAAAAAGUCCAGACUCAAACGCAAAACCACUUGGACCGUGGAUGACGCCAGCUUUGUUGGACGCGACGAGUUAGUCCUCAGCGAAGAUGAAUAUGAGGAGGAACUUUUUUUCAAAGAAGCGAUCGCAAUGGUGUAUACUAUCGUCAGAAUGGCACACAGCAAUAUUUCCAGCUUUCGAGACCUCGAUCCACCUUGGGCAUCUUUUCAUCAGUUAGUGGACAGCAGGUACCUGCUUCCUGACGUACCUAUGAGUAUUCCGACAGCACUUCGCCAGCCAAACUGCUUCAAAUAUCUUAAACACUGGUUCACCGUGACGAAGGGUCUGAAGUUUAAUCAGUGGCAACGAAAGAACAGCUUGCCCAUGGACCCGGUUCCUUUGGCUGAACGUUGGUGGGCCCACGCUGUCCCUCGCCAUUUACUGUCCACGGGAAACAUUCCGCCUGGUGCUCUGGCGGCGGUCGAUUACGUGCCAAAGGCCGUAGAACCGUUGGAGAAAGCCGGUCUGGGUAUCGAUGCGUCGCCGUUUGGUAGCCAGGGAGGGCACACCGUACACGAGGAGACUAUGAGAGAACAGGACAUCUUAGAAGUCUUGGAUAUCCCGACGGUGCCUGACCCAGAUGACUUGCUGCCUGUCUCCCCGUUGACGCAACAUGCGGGUCUACGGUCAAUUGAGGACGAUAUCCCGCCAUACCUCGUUCCGAUUAAUGGCGAGGCUCGAGGCCAAUGGAGCCUAUCGCAGCUCCGAAAUCAUUGCGAAGGCUUGUCUCCGCGCUCGAUGCGUUCAUUCAUAGCCGCUGUCAAACAAUUGGUAGAAUUGCCGGUGAGUCCAUGGGCGUACGGCCGGCUUAUCGCGCUUUCUAAGCCUAAACAGAUGAUUCCGAACUGCUCAUAUCCCCUCAAGGCUGCAGGGAAGCGCACGAGAUUACCGGACGAUCUCCGAUGGACAAUGUGCACGGCGGAGCCUACAUCUGGAGAUGUGGUGCGUUGGAUAUCGUUCUUGCAAGGUUCACCGUGGAGGCUUGCGCAGGGCGGGUCGGAGGUGUUCUCUGGGAUGGAGAUGGUCUGGACGUUCGUACUAGGCUGGGUGCUGUACUUGAGAGGCUACGCCGCGGCAGGGGGUUCGUCCGUAGGAGACCAAGGUGUUGGGAACUUUGCUGUCGGCGCUGCGACGUUUGCCAGGAUAUUCUCCGAUUUUCACCAGGCCCUGUGUCACUACGCUGAGCAGUACCAGUUUCCGGGUUGGGCUCCUUGCGUGAAGUAUGCGCUCGUGAACUCGAGGACUCAUUAUCUGGCGUACGUCAUGCGGAACGAGGAGCAAGACGUCCUCCUGCCUCUCUUGAGGUUGGAGCCUGGCCCGCUCGAGGCGCCGUUCGUGAACAUCCCGCACUCAUCUGAUCGAAACGCGCCUUCAUGGAUCACCGAGCGCAACGGGGUCCCAUCGUGGCAGUGGCAGCGUUGCGGAUUGCCGCCGUCCGCGCACCAGCUUCCUCACCUUGCCGCCGUCAUUCUUGAAUGGCUUCAUCGACCGGAUCUUCUCGUGGACGUUUCGGCGGGCAAGGCGCGCUCAAGAGAGACCGGUUUGGCCAUCAUGCUGAAGGUCGCGCUCAUCUUCGCAGAUGUCGAGAACCUGCAAGACGAAAACUGGAGUUACGCAGGCGCCGCGUCCCUUUGCGAUUCUACACUUCGGCCAUACGUCGAACAGGUGAAGACCGCCAUCGCAGAAUGGGCAAAUGAUGCGGCAGUGGGGCUAGAAGCGCAUCUGCCUGAGCAUGACGAGUCAGAGGUGUUGGGAGCUGCGGCGGCAGAGGCGGACUCGCCCGAGCGAGACUCACCUGCGUCAAACGGCGGCGACCAUGGCGGGGCAGUUGGCUCGCAGCGUCGAAGAAGAUGCCAUACAGAGGAUACGCCGCAGGACUUGGACCCUCAAUUCCUCGCUGUGGACAUGGACGACAUCAGUUUGCCUCACACUGUGCAGGACUAUCGUCGAACGCUAGAGGACGAGCCGAGAACUGCCGUGCAGGAGUUGACUCGCAAAAGCUUGCAGGGCCUGGCGGCCUUGGAAGAGAGGAAACGGGCGAACCGCGCAAUCCGGGCUGGAGGAGUAGGCGGCGAACAGUCUGUCCGAAAGAAGACGGGAAGAGCACCGGCACCGCAAGUUACCUCAGGCGCAUGGUUGCCAAUGCCGCCGGCGGGGACCUCCCAGGCUGACUCUGAUGGGGAAGAUCUUCGGCCUGCCGCAAAAAGACGCAAGGCGAUGGUAGUAAGAAAACCGGCGGCGUCGAAGUCCUCGAAUGCCGCGUCCACGGCGCGGGCUGGCCGAAAAAGCCGCGGUGGGGCGAGUCGCAAGCGCGGCAAUGGGGGCGGCCGCCAGAAGAAGCGACGGUCGGUGACGCCGGAGCCGCAGUCAACCUCAGACAGCGCGGCAUUCGAGAUUCCUGUAGAAUUCGACGACGGCGAUGACAGCGACGUGCUUCCCACGCGCAUCAGCCGGCCGAGGAGCUCCCAAUUCAACCAGCUUGUAGAGCCCGUCACCUUCGACGUCGACGGCGGCUCCAGUAGCGCUUGGGACUUGGAUAGCGACGCCAUGGGCUCGGCGAUUUCGAUUCGACCCAUGCCCCAGCGGCGCUUGACAUACAUUGAGCCGCGACAGGCCCUCUUCAAAGCCGCAGCCGGACGGCCCGCCAGGCAGCAAGGAAAGGCGCCUGACGCGCCCGCAAUAUCUUCCGCAUCUCGAGGAAGCCGCUCGACGCUGAAGCGCAAGAGGUCGUCGACCACAGGGGUUUCCCGCGAUGAUACUACGGCCACGGCGGGAACUACGCAAGGGAUCCGACGAAGCGGGCGUUUGAAUGUUGCGAGAUGA
This is a messenger RNA of Peniophora sp. CBMAI 1063, 3657 nucleotides long. The record is from the annotation of a GenBank genome assembly. Lineage: Eukaryota; Fungi; Basidiomycota; Agaricomycetes; Russulales; Peniophoraceae.